AGACUCUGCCCACAGGAAGUGCAUGUGCUAAAAGCGUGCCCGAAAUUUCUAGCCAUGAAAGUAGACGAUCGCGUCAAAGUGGCUAGAAAAUACAAUUUAUGUAUGAAUUGUUUAGCUCAUUCGCACUUGGCAAGAGAUUGUAAGAGCACCUUUAGCUGUUUAAAUUGCCAUCAACGGCAUCAUUCCCUGCUGCACCGGAAUCCAACUGGGAAUAACCCAUCGACUUCAACUAAUCGGCAGGCAUCAGGAAAUACGGAAGCCAGGCCUGCUCAACCCCCAACCACAUCUAGGAACGUGAACGCACUUUUUUCAAGAAACGCGAAAAAUGUGAUACUAGGUACUGCUAUGGUACAUAUCUGUUACUCAGGAGUGAAAUAUGAGGCAAGGGCUGUUCUUGAUUCGGGAACAGAAGGCACAUUCAUAACGAAGCGAUUGCAACGACGUAUCAAACUGCCAACACAGCCUGCUGACAUGCAGAUAAGCGGUAUUAAUGCGUCGACAUCGUCUAAGGUGCGAGAAGUCGCACAGUUUGUUAUAGGGUCUCCUGUCAACCCCCAGAUUAGAAUUGAGGCAAGAGGCCUGAUUCUCCCCCAAUUGACAGGAAACCUCCCCCAGUUUACAGUGGACCAAAUAGAUUUUGGUCUACUGCCCCCAAUUAAUUUAGCCGAUGUCAACUUUAAUAAAAGUCAGCAGGUAAACGUGGUAAUUGGUGCGGAUUUGUACCCGCAAAUAAUGAUAGGAAACAUUAAGAAGAACGUUUUAGGUUCCCUUCUGGCACAGGAGACAGUCUUUGGUUGGAUCUUAACAGGUCCAAUACCUCAAACCCCCAAUAUGAUUAAAAAUCAUACGUCUCGAUGUACACCGAAAUCUCGAGCACGGAGCUCACUCGGUUUUGGGAGCUAG
This is a messenger RNA of Ceratitis capitata (Mediterranean fruit fly), 903 nucleotides long. RefSeq lists its product as uncharacterized. Gene Ontology annotation, molecular function: zinc ion binding; nucleic acid binding. NCBI's taxonomy places the organism in Eukaryota, Metazoa, Arthropoda, Insecta, Diptera, Tephritidae. The record is from RefSeq and is a predicted model, not a curated record.